Pogonomyrmex barbatus (red harvester ant) is the source of this 1106-nucleotide messenger RNA. RefSeq lists its product as uncharacterized. Gene Ontology annotation, biological process: detection of chemical stimulus involved in sensory perception of smell; sensory perception of smell. The record is from RefSeq and is a predicted model, not a curated record. Gene Ontology annotation, molecular function: olfactory receptor activity; odorant binding. Gene Ontology annotation, cellular component: plasma membrane. Lineage: Eukaryota; Metazoa; Arthropoda; Insecta; Hymenoptera; Formicidae.
UAUCUUAUUUUUUUUAGUGUAUGCUCAUAUGACGGCAUGCCUUUUUGUACUUAAGCCAGUCAUGUUAACUGUGAUGGUUGAUGAUACCAUUAACGUCACAAAAUCUUCUAUAUCAUUUGCAUCAAAAUUACCUUAUCGCGUGGAGUAUGGCCAGAAGUUCAAUCAGUAUAUAUAUCCGAUAACGGUGCAUUGUUAUGGGGCCGUGAUAGCUCACAUGUUCACCGUAAUCAUGGUGGAUGGCUUUUAUUGUACUUUGAUUCAGCACGCUUGUGGGAUGUUUUCAAUUAUUGGAUACGUGUUGGAAAACAUCGGGAAAAAUGCUGGUGUCACUUUUGAUUCAAAACCGGACAAAAGAAAAGAUGAUAAUUACAACAGAGUUUUGCAAUGUUUACGCAAACAUCUUCAUGUGAUUGAAUUUGCGGAACAAAUUGAGUCUCUUUACACCAAGAUAUUUUUAGUUAAUCUUAAUAUGAAUAUGAUUGGCGGUAGUAUAGCUGGCAUACAAGUAUUAAUGAAUUUAGACAAAACCGCGAAUGACGUCAUUGGACCUAUUACUAUUUAUGUUGCACAACUUAUUCAUAUGUUUCUUCAUUUCUGGCAAGCUCAGUUUCUAUUGGAUUACAGCGUCCUUCCGUAUGACUCUAUCUGCAGAGCAAAUUGGUAUUACACUUCGAGUAGAUGUCGAAAACUUCUCCUCCUUAUAAUGAAUAGAACGAAUUCACCGUGCAGAAUAACCGCUGGGAAAUUAAUGAUUAUGUCCAUAGAAAGCUUUGCAACAGUAAGUCUAAAAUUACUAUAUUCUGACUGCCUUCGCAUUAUACAUUUUCCAAAGAAAAUUUUUUUAUUUCUUAAAGGUUGUGAAAACUUCUCUGUCCUAUCUCACCAUGUUUCGAUCCUUCCAGCGAUAGUUCGGCGCAUCUAUGCAUUCACUCAAAAAUGAACCACCUCAUAUGAUAAAAUACUAUCUUUAGUCCAAUAAAAAAUGCUGCAAUCUGUUGUACAUAAGUGACACUUUUUUUAAUUCCAUGACACUUCGAUGCGUUAUUUCACUGGACUGAUAUUUCAGAGAACUUAAUUAUUUAAAACAGACGAAGUACAAAACGAUA